Molecule: messenger RNA, 2917 nt
Organism: Tetranychus urticae (two-spotted spider mite)
Lineage: Eukaryota; Metazoa; Arthropoda; Arachnida; Trombidiformes; Tetranychidae
Biological process (GO): regulation of DNA-templated transcription
Molecular function (GO): transcription coregulator activity
Source: RefSeq, a predicted model, not a curated record
AUCUAAGCCAAUAAGGAGCUUAGGCUAGGCAACAAACUUCUGUGUAAACACUCUUAAAAUUUCAUUUAAUCAACUUUGUUUUGACGUAUGUCAUGGUGUUUGAAUUUGAAUUUAAGUUACCUGUAUAGUUGAAAGCUGAAUCAACCUCUAGUUCUUAAUUUAUUUUAAAACUCUGAUUAUUCCUGACCUAUUGACGUUACUAUUGAUUUGUGCUUUCAUCUAUGCUUUUGUUGAAAUAGUGUACAGAUUAAUUUAAAUUACAAGAUGGCGGCGGAAGAUUGGAAAACACCAACUUUCCGAUCACGAAUUCGAAUGAGUUUAGAAGAACAAAUUGGUCCUGCUCAUGGUAAAAGCGUUACAGAGUUGGAGAAUAGCAUCUUUGGUACCUCAAAGAGUCGAGAAGAAUACAUCGAAAACGCUCUCAGAGUUAUCCGUGCUCUUAAAGAAAAAAAUAAAAAGGCACUUGGACAACCCCAGAUUGUGCAAGCUAAUAUGAUUCCUUCGGAUAUGAAUCCAAAUGUUCCUAAGGCAGCAACAGAUCCCAUGAGUGCGUUGCAAAAUCUUGCUACCUUGCAAACUCUUGAUAAUCAAACUACUAUGAAUAAACCAAUACCAGUGUCUAAUGCUAUGCAGGAUCCAAAUAUGAUGGGGAUCACAGUAACGUCAACUAAUAUCAAUGUCCCCAUUUCAGGAGGACAUGGAGGCCAACCAGUAAAUCAAAUACAAAUGACAACGCAACCAAUGCAACAAAUGCAACAGAUACAAAUGCAGCAAAUAAAUAAUAACCAUGGUAUUCAGAUACAAGCUAUGGGUCCUGGUCAAGUACCGCCUCCGCAAAUGGCACAAAUCUCAAACGUAGGUGCUGGUCAAGUUCAAAUGACAGCUGUAUCAACUGGUGGACCUCAAAUGAUGCCACAACAGCGCAUUAGUAUUCCUCAGAAUAGGAUGGUUAUUAAUCAAAUGAUGGUUCAACAAGGACAACCAGUUCAAAUGUCUGGUCAACCUCAUCCUGGUGGAAGUAGAGGUCAAAUGAUGCAACAGAUUCAAAUACAACGAACAAUGAGACAGGCUACUCCUAAUAUGACUAUUCAGGCACAAAUGCAACCAGCUACCGAAACUACAUUUUACCAAACUCAAAUGGUUCAACAUAGACCACAACAGGCUCAACAAAUUCAGCUUCAGCAACAGCAACAACCACCAACCCAACAAUCUUUACCCCCUCCACCGCCUCCUCAACAGUCACAACAGCCCUUACCACCACAGAUGCAGCAGCAGCCUCAACCACAGCAGCAACAACAACAGCAACAUUUCCAACAGGGUCCACAGAUGCAACAAGGGCAUCUCAUCAUAAACCAAGGUGGACCUCAACAAAUCAAUCAAAUGCAUCCACACUCGCAUAAUCAAUCUAAUCAAAUGAAUCAGAUGAAUGUUACCAUGUCACCUGCUGCUCAAUUCGUCCCUAGUCCAUCACAAAAUAUAAUGCCUUCCCCAAUGUCAGUUGGAAUGAUGCAAUCAAGGGGAGGUCCAGGUUCUAUACCAUCAGUGCCAUCGCCAGGUCCAUUAAACACUCCACAAAUGGCUUCACAAGUUAGUCCAGCUCAACGCCAAAUGACAGAUGAUCAAGCUUAUCAAGAAAAAUUGAAACAACUAUCGCGUUAUAUUGAGCCGCUUCGAGCAAGAUUGGAACGAGAAGAAUCUGGUUCUGACAAAAAGAAAGAAUAUAGUAAACUAAGAAACCUUUUUAAUAUCAUAUCAGAUAGUUCAGUACGCGUCCCAAUGGAGUUAUUACUAAAAUGUGAGAUUAUAUUAGAAAAGAUGGAGUUUGCUAAUCAAACACAAAUGGCCAUUAAUCAACACCAACAAACACACAUGAACCAACAGAAUUUGUCAAAAAUGCCAGAUCAAAAUAUUGGACAACCAUUGAUGGAUGCUCUUAUAAACAAUAUUAAAAAGCCUUUUUUCAAUCAUACCCUUCAUCGAACAUUCUCUAGAGCUGUAUGUUCUCUUUCAAACGGAACUCAAUGUUGCUGUUUCUUUCAAAAAAUAUUGACAUUUUUUGAUAUUAUUUUUUGUAGGAAUUCAAAUCCAAUCCCUCGUAAAAAGCCUCUUACCAGUCCGACGGAGAUUCCCGAAGUAAUUCAAGGAGAAGUUGCUCGAUUAGAUCCGAAAUUCAAAGUCCAGCUUCACCCUCUUCACCAACCUGGAUCACAAACUAUACAUUUGAUUUGUCGUCUAGAUGAUCAAGAUUUACCAUGUGUUCCGCCUAUUUCAUUAGAAGUACCUGACGAUUAUCCAAACGAACCUCCUCAGUGUUUUAUUGAUUCUGAAGAGUACAGUGCAUCACCAAUUCUGAUGAAUAUUAGGAGGAUGUUUACUGAUCAUAUUGGUAAUCUGCCCAAUAUUUACUCAAUCAUGACUUUAUUGAAUCGAUGGGAAAUGAGCGUGCGACAAGCAUGUAACAAUCCACCUAUAGUGGCAGCUUGAUUCAAACAAUCAAAGUUUCAAGUAUCAAUACUUUCUGUUGGUUUCCUGGUUUAAAGACUGCAUCAUGAAUAAAAUGUUAUAUACAUGUAUAUUGCACUUAUUAGCUUGGUCUGGAUACAAAAUUAACCAAUUUUUAAAUAAGUACUGAUCAGGCGAAAAUAUAACAAUUUUUUGCAAUUUUUUAAGACUUUAUAUUCAUUCGAAUGCAUCGAUGGAUGAUGAAACUAUUUUGAUGAAUUACAAUAUUUAUGUAUGGAAAUUCAAAAUUAUUCAAAAGUACAAGAUUCCAGAUCAUUGAAUAAUCGAAUUUCACUGAAGACAAUGAUUGAAAUUGUAUAAAAUGCGUAUUUACUGACAAUAACUUAAAUGGCGUCUAGAAACAUUAUUUGUAAGCUUUUCCUUUUGUAAAAAGCUUUUAAAUUUGACUCAUAAA